Lathyrus sativus (Indian pea) is the source of this 522-nucleotide messenger RNA. The record is from the annotation of a GenBank genome assembly. NCBI's taxonomy places the organism in Eukaryota, Viridiplantae, Streptophyta, Magnoliopsida, Fabales, Fabaceae.
AUGGGGAAUUGUCAAACUGUAGAUGCUGCAGCACUAGUGAUCCAGCACCCUAGUGGAAAGAUAGAGAGAUUGUAUUGGUCAGUGAGUGCAAGUUAUGUCAUGAAGGCUAAUCCUGGUCAUUAUGUAUCACUUAUCAUGCCAUUGCCACAAGGAGAAAAUAGUAGUAAUAAUGAGGAGGAGAAGAAGAAGCCUGUGCUUUUCACUCGUGUUAAGUUGCUUAAGCCUGAUGAUACUCUCACUCUAGGCCAUGCUUACAGGCUCAUCACAACUCAAGAGGUUGAGAAAGUUUUGAAAGCAAAGAAGAAGAGGACACAUGGAAAGACAGAGGAGGGUGAGGAAAUGGUGGAGCUGGAAAAGGAAAGUUCAGCUUGUGAGAGUGAAGGGAUGUUGAACACAGGAAAGAUGUAUCAGGCAAUGAGAGCAGACAAACAGAGGCUAAAGGCAGCACCGGUAAAUCCAGCUACACCGAGACCAAAAUCAUGGCGCCCGUCUUUACAAAGCAUCUCAGAGUUUUCCAUUUGA